This is a messenger RNA of Pieris brassicae (large cabbage white), 3536 nucleotides long. Its product is annotated as facilitated trehalose transporter Tret1-like. Gene Ontology annotation, biological process: transmembrane transport. The transcript is spliced from 3 exons. The coding region runs from base 192 to 1673 and encodes 493 amino acids. The record is from RefSeq and is a predicted model, not a curated record. Gene Ontology annotation, cellular component: membrane. Gene Ontology annotation, molecular function: transmembrane transporter activity. NCBI's taxonomy places the organism in Eukaryota, Metazoa, Arthropoda, Insecta, Lepidoptera, Pieridae.
UAACAUAUUGAAAAUCAGCGAAAUAACACGAGUUAUUGUUUCAUGCACAUUAAAUAUAAUGUUACAGUAUCUAACUAAGGACUACUAAUGGUUUCUUUCUUUGACAGUAAUAAAAUGAUAAGAUAAAUUGUCAGUGAUUGUUUAGUAAAGCAUUGCGCUCGUGCACAGUAUUCUUCCAUGUUCGAAUCAAGAUGGACCACGGAACGGCUGAGUUGGAAAAGAUAAAUAUAAGUGAUGAAAAUGAAGUGAAAUCUCUAAAGGAUGUGGACACAAAUCGACCGUUUCGGAGACAGGCCUUUGUUUCCAUGGGGUCAUUCCUCCUGUCCUUUAGUGCUGGAGCAACUGCUGGGAUCUCAGCCAUCAUUAUACCGCAACUGUUACAUGAGGAAGGAAGACAUAAAUAUAGUACAGAGAUGAUGUCCUGGGUAGCGGCUAUGUCUUCUUUGGCUCUUCUCUUCGGUAACAUGAUAUCCGGGUACUUAAUGGAACGUUUUGGCAGACGAAUGUCUCAAAUCAUCCUCUCAAUGUUCUACAUUAGUGGCUGGCUGAUCAUUGGAUUUUCGACGAACAUCUACUACAUGCUAGUUGGAAGAUUUAUUACAGGAUUUUGUCAAGGAUGGCUAGGCCCAUUAGGACCUGUAUUUAUUGGAGAAAUAAGUUCACCAGCCUACAGAGGUCUAUUCUUGGCUGGCCUCUCCUUAAGCAUUGCAUCUGGCGUUUUUAUGUCGCAUUUGUUUGGAACUUUCCUUCACUGGAGUCAUGCAUCAAUUCUUUGCGCGCUGUUUCCGUUGCUCGGAUGUGUUAUUUUAUACUUUUCACCCGAAUCGCCUUCGUGGCUUGCAUCUAAAAACGAUAUCGACAAAUGCAAAAAAUCAUUUUAUUGGUACAGAGGAACAAGUUUAGUUAUGCAGAACGAGCUGGACAAAAUGUUAGCCGAAUACGAGAAGAAAAAAGAAGUAAAACCCAAGUGGGAAACUUUGAAAGAUAAUAUACAGAAACCAGAGUUCUGGAAACCUCUUUGUAUAAUGAUUGUAUUCUUCAUAGUCACCCAGUUGUCUGGUAUCAAUGUCAUAUGCGCGUACACAACAGAUAUAAUGAAAGUGCUUAUAGGUAAUAAUAAAAACACGUACACAGCUAUGUUAGCAACUGAUGUUUUACGAGUAGUAGCCCUAAUUUCGGCUUGUAUCCUCCUUCGCAGAAUAGGUCGAAGACCACUGGCUAUAUUCAGUGGUGUGUUUACAACAUUAUCUUUAAUAACACUAUCCAUAUAUUUAUAUCUUGUUGAAAAGAGGAUUAUAAGGCAUAUAUCACCGCUGAUAUCAUUAGGAUUAAUGGCUAUAUAUAUUGUAGUAUCUAAUUUAGGCAUAUCACCAUUACCAUGGAACAUGGUUGGUGAAGUAUUUGCGUCAGAAACAAAAGGAUUAGGUUCUGGUAUAAGUGUGAUGAUGACUUCAAUGGCCUUCUUUGGAACUGUUAAAACUGCGCCCGCCAUGUUCCAUACUAUAGGACACCAUGGUACCUAUUUGUUUUAUGGCUUAUCUACUCUCUGUGGUACGGUCUUCCUAUACUUCUUCCUUCCUGAAACCAGAGGUAAAACUCUAUUACAAAUAGCAGAACAUUUUAGAUAUGGAAAUAAAGAAAAAAGUAAAGAAUCAAAUAAUCACUGCGUAUAAUUGGGUUUGAAGAACCGCUUAAUGUCAGUGUGAUAAGAUAACGCGUAAAACAGGUCAAUAGUUUUACGUAAUAGGAUUCAAUUCAUCAAUGUGAUAGUCCCAGUAUAUUGGGCUAUAAUGAAUAAUUGUCAUCAUAAUUUAGAUAAUAAUUUAGAUACGGACUAAUUUAGGGUCCUUUAGGUGUAAUUUAGUCACACAAACUGUAUAAACUGCCAGUAUAAAUCAUAACAAUUGACAUAUAUAAUCUACUUAACCUCAUUAGAUAUUUUUCUCAACUCUUUGAGAAACAAAAUUUUUGUUAGCAUCUAACGGCCGACUGUUUACAUAUGGAAACAAAUUAAUAGGAGAAGAGCACGUUGUAUCGCCCCAAGUGUUUACGGAUGCACCGUUGCUAAUAAAAACAAGACAAUUUCACAGUCCGUUUAAGAUGGACAAGUGGCACGCUUCUGUUUCAACAAGUUAUGAAUUUCUUCCUGUUGUGACACGUGGGUAUGAGUGGAGUGAUUCGCAUCUGCAAGGAUUUUUUUCUGAAACACAUCGUUUCCCACGUUACACGUUGGUACGCGACCUGUUUUUGUGCACCACAAAAAGUGAGGGUAACAUCUGGAGGUGUGGUUAUUUUUGGAGUACAAUUUGAGGACGAGGAAGUAAGAAUUACACCCAGCCAUAUAUCAGUUAAUGCACGAAGUAAAUAUUUAUUAAGUAAUUAAUGUUUCUUCUUAUCUUAUGCUUGAGAUUCUGUCAUUUUGGUAUUGUCUUUUGUUAACAUAACUUUUACACAUUAAGGAGACACUUUUGAAACGGAUUGAAGCUAUGUAUUAUUAUUAUAAACUUAUAAUUAUUUACAUAAUUUUAAAAUUAAAAUUUUCCGACGAUUCACGUGCUCUACAGCGUGCGUGGUCACGUUGACUGAAAACAAAAGGUGUUGAAUGUCAAAAGUAUAACAGCUGUAGAGAAAGUUGUGUUAUCUGUAUGUAAAUACAUGUACGUGUGUAAUACAUGUAAAUAAUUUUAAGUUUAUAAUAAUAAUACAUAGCUUCAAUCCGUUUAAAAAGUGUAUUCUUAAUUCUGUCAUUUUAUCAACGUGUACACGGGAAGUAGAACUAUUUAUAAUAAAUUCGUAAUUAUGUAUUCAAAAAAAGAACAAUUAUGAUUAUACAAUAUUGACUUCUGCUACAAAUUUAAAAAAAUACACAUAUAUCUUAUAUCUAACUACACCGAUUGCACAGACUAUUAUUCUAUAUCUAUAUCUAUAGAUAAAAGAAUUGUAAUACCAACAAUGAGUAAUUUAACAAAUUACACACAAAUCUAUAAUUUUUAUUAGUCAUAAAGCACACCAAACGUCUCUUAAAGUCACCUUAUUGGCUCUUGUAAUUAAAGGCUUUUAAAUAGUUCCAAUAGAAAUUAGCGUAAUUUUCAUAUCAAGCAGUUCCGGUGCGUUCAUUUGUUUAUUGUUCUGUGAACCACUUGCAUAUCAUAUCAGUGUGUGGGUCAAAAUGAAUAUUGAAGAGACACGUGUCGGAAAUGCUGCACGUGGUUUCAAUUAGAUUGAAAAAAACGUUGUCUAGAAUAAAAAGCCUCACCCCUAAGUGGGUGGAGUCGUUGAUAAAGGUCUUAUCAUCGAACGUAUAUUUUGACCUCUGUACACGAAACAAUGUAUGAUUUUAUUACCCUCUUAAGUAGUCAAUUUAAUGCUUCGUUUGUGAUAUUCAAAUAUUUGAGAUUUUGAUAGUGAGUUUAUUGAAAUGUCCAAUAAAUUAUUCUAGUAGUAAUAGUCAAUAGUUAGCUGUUCGAUUGAGAUUUUUAUACUAUGAUUAUCUUUAUCUAGUCUAUAAAUUUAUACAGCAAUAAAAUUUAUAGAAA